AUGUUGAUCAAUACCGCAAGUCCUACGGUCAGUGCUAUGGGUUUAUCACUACCAAGUGUUUCAUCUGAGGAAGACGAUAUUGGAAAUCAUGCAAUUAAAAAACGCAUACGUGACUAUGAGUCGGAAUCAGAAUCUCCAUUGGCUAAGAAAUUGGCAUCGAACCAGUUGUUUUUAAACGAUGUUUUAAAUUUGGAAUCGAUGUCUCUCUCAUCUAGCUCAAGUUCGAAUGUUCGAGAUCAAUCAUCUAUUUGUUCAAAUCAUAGCAUUGAUACGGAUUCAGAUCAAUUAUUAGUUUUACCUGGUUUUAAAAACAACAUUUUUGAAUUCAAAAUGCAGAUUCAAACACCAAGCUGUGAAAAGGAGCUUUCAGUAUUGCAAGAUGGAGUUUCAAAUGAUAUUGAUCCAAAACCGAUAUCACUCUCUAAUAUUAUUGUGCCAGAAGAAUCUUCCACAACAAAAAGUAAUUCUGAUAUAAAAACAAGAAGCAACUCACUUCCAGUUCAGUUACCAGCUGCAGCGCAUCUUAACAAUACAACGUGUAUCUGGCCUAUAGGGAUUUCAUACCAACCUGAUUUCGUCGAAUAUGUGGCUACUGAUGCUGAAAUGAAUGAUUUUUGGAAUACUUUAAAAGACACAUUUUAA
This is a messenger RNA of Rotaria socialis, 642 nucleotides long. The record is from the annotation of a GenBank genome assembly. NCBI's taxonomy places the organism in Eukaryota, Metazoa, Rotifera, Eurotatoria, Philodinida, Philodinidae.